Polyodon spathula (Mississippi paddlefish) is the source of this 7204-nucleotide messenger RNA. Its product is annotated as cytochrome P450 7B1-like. Lineage: Eukaryota; Metazoa; Chordata; Actinopteri; Acipenseriformes; Polyodontidae. Gene Ontology annotation, biological process: bile acid biosynthetic process; cholesterol homeostasis. Gene Ontology annotation, molecular function: steroid hydroxylase activity; iron ion binding; oxidoreductase activity, acting on paired donors, with incorporation or reduction of molecular oxygen. The transcript is spliced from 6 exons. The record is from RefSeq and is a predicted model, not a curated record. The coding region runs from base 330 to 1814 and encodes 494 amino acids.
CAGGAACCAUUCUCUGCAGACGCUGGUGUUUUGGGUUGCGUUUGAACUGAUACUCAUCAGCUCUGACUGUCUAAACAAGCAGCAGAAUAUAUGUGUCAUAUAUAGAUGCAUACUGUACUGUAUUAUUUUGUUGUUAUAGGCAAUAGUACUUUGUCUUGAACCGUCCCGCAAAGUCCUGCAACAGAGAAAGGAAUUUCAGCUUGUUUUAGUAAGGGUGGCCUGUUCAGCCCACGUGACAGGCACUGUAAGAAUUUCAAGAUAGGCAAACAAUUACAUCUGCAACUUAUUAAGUUACAGUUUCGAGCUGAAGAAACGAAGUAGAUUUGGAAAUGUCUGGACUCAUGUCGAUUAUUUGUGUUCUCCUGGUUUUGCUUCUCUACAUUGUUUUCGAAAGGAAAAGGAGACCUGGGGAGCCUCCUCUAGUGAAAGGAUGGGUUCCCUUCCUUGGGAAAGCACUUGAGUUUGGUAAAGAUGCACACAAAUUUCUCAAUGUCUAUAAGGAAAAAUAUGGAGAUAUCUUUACAGUACGCAUUGCUGGUAAAUACAUGACUUUUAUAAUGGACCCACUCCUUUAUCCAUAUGUGGUUAAGCAUGGGAAACAGUUAGACUUCCAUGAAUUCUCAGACCAUGUUGCACCUAUAACUUUUGGCUACCCCUGUAUUAGAGAUCCCAAAUUCCCUGGAUUGGGUGAACACAUCCAGAGGGCCUACCAGUAUCUACAGGGUGACAGUCUGACAUCCCUCACUGAAAGCAUGAUGAAGAACUUGAGUUUUCUGUUCCAGCAAGACUACAUGAAUGUAGCAGAGUGGAGAAUGGAGAAAAUGUAUUAUUUCUGCAAAAAGAUCAUGUUUGAAGCCACUUUCCUGACUUUGUUUGGAAAGCCUCCCCAUGCUAACAGACACCUGGGUAUGGAUGCAUUGAGAGAGAAAUUUGAGAAGUUUGAUGCAAAGUUCCCAUUGUUAAUUAUGAGAAUCCCCAUCUCUUUACUGGGAGAAACCAAAACAAUUCGGGACGACCUGAUCAAUUUCUUUCUCCCACAAAAAAUGGCGCAGUGGUUGGACCCAGCAGCAUUUGUUCAGCACAGAACUAAACUUUUUGAACAGUAUGAACUACUUGGGGACAUUGACAUAGCUGCACAUCAUUUUGCCAUUCUGUGGGCCUCCGUUGGAAACACAGUUCCAGCCUCAUUCUGGGCCAUGUACUACCUAGCGAUGCACCCAGAAGCCCUAGCAGUGGUGCGUGGCGAAAUCGACCAUGUUCUCCAGUUAACAGGUCAAGAAGCAGGCUCUGGACAUAGCAUUACCCUCACUGGAGAGCAAUUAGACAGUCUGGUCUAUUUAGGUAGCACAAUAAAUGAGAGUUUCCGCCUGUCCUCAGCAUCCAUGAACAUUCGAAUAGCCCAGGAAGACUUCACUCUUCGGUUUGGAAUGGAUCGCUCUAUUGGAGUUAGAAAGGGUGAUGUUAUUGUACUCUAUCCCCAGAGUCUGCACAUGGAUCCUGAAAUUUUUGAAAAUCCUGAGGUUUUCAAGUUUGAUCGUUUCAUUGAAGAUGGGAAGGAGAAGACCAGCUUUUAUAAACAUGGGCAGAAACUGAAAUUUUAUCUGAUGCCAUUUGGAUCAGGAACGACUAAAUGUCCCGGCAGGUACUUUGCAAUUAAUGAAAUUAAACAGUUCCUCACUCUGUUGAUAGCACACUUUGACAUUGAAAUAGUUCAGGGCGAGGGACCAGUAAAGCUUGACCAAAGUCGGAUAGGCCUCGGCAUCCUUCAUCCUGACUCAGAUAUACAAUUCCGUUACAAGACAAGAAUGCCCUAAGCUAGAACUUAGCAGAUACACAAUACACACUUGCUACUAGCUUUUUAUAGAACAGCAAAUUACAAUUGUAAUACUUCAGUGAUUAGCCGAUUUAUCUCACAAAAGAAACAUUUCCUAAUACAUCUCUGGGAAAGGAAGACUUACAGUAUGAGGUUCAGCAGUCUUCUAUGGAAAACAUUGUGUAGCAUUUACUGGUUUUGUUACGUAAUAUAUAAUUUGAUUAUAUAAAUCACCACAUUUCAUUUUCAUUUAAUUCAGUAAGGCAUUUUUUUUGUUAAACUUUUUCUUUCCAGGUCACCUAGUUUUCAAUUAACUUGAAUAGAGUGUAAUAAUAUUAGUGUAUGAAAGAAAAAAUCUAAUUUCCUUUUGAAUUAUCUAAAUAAUGGCGCAAGAUUAAUACCACUGCACCAAAACUCUUAAACCAGCUGUAUCACAGACUUCAUUCCACUGUAUGUUUGUUGUCUUUUGUGAUUUUUCAAAAUGGGUCAAUAAGUCACCCCUGGAUAAAGACACCAGCAGGAUUAAUAUAGGGGUGAAGAGUGGUGGAAUUUUGAUUUGUAUCUGCUUACAUCAGUAAGAUAAACCUUUAAAUGUUUCAGGUAUUUUUUCACACAAAAAUUGAAUAACUGUAAUCAUGCUAGUAAAAUGCAGUUCAGGUCUCCAGACAUUAAUUUCUGGCAAUAUUUACAUACUAAUACCACUCAAAGAUUAUUCUAUACUUCUACCUUCAUGAUUCAUUAUCGGAGAUCAGAAUAUUUUAAACUGCUGUACACCAAUCCUGUCAUUUAUAAGAAUUUAUUAAGUGGGGAAACAUGAAAAAAAUAUUAUAGAUCGAUUGCUAGAGUUUGAUGAGUUCUCGAGCAGAGAGUAAACAACAAAUAAACAAUUUAGUUUGUUAACCUGUAAAUUCAAUUAUUGGUACACAACGUUAAUGACUAUUUGUGACCGUUUACCUAGUACUCAUUGCAAAAAUAGCGGUAGAUGCCAUGAUGCCUGGUGAAUUGGACAUUUUAGAAAACAUAUUUGAAUUUGAUUGCUUUGAGGCUCUUUUACUAAAUGUGUGAAAGUGCAUUAAAACAUCUUAAGCCCCUUUCACACUGGUAUGCUCUACUCAGGUCAGGACCUGAUGCCAUGUGGAUUGGCUAUGCAAUUUCACACUGCUUUUGAAAAAGCAGGGUUGACCUGAGUGACAGACGCAAGCAAACAAUAAGCAGCUUGUUACUGAAGCUUCCAUCCAAGCUUCCCUGGAUUGAACCAUCGGCCUAAAAUGUUGCAGAGCAAAUGUUUCUUCAACCCUGCUGCAAUCUGGCUCUUGCAACAAAAAUAUGGCUAAACAAUGAAGGAAUAAAAUUCGUCCAUCCACUAAGGAGCCAGCCUUAGAUCAUCCUCCCAUCCUCUUUAUGCCAUCUGUGUUUGUACUUUGGAAAACAAGUGUUGCACCAGGAAAGGAGGAACACCUUCUCUUUCCUGGUACCAGUGGGAGAGACACCACCUGCAAGAGACCCAGACAUUCCAGAAGGAAAGAGGCCCCAUGCUGCUGAGAACAGCAUAGGAAGAUUCACGGAAAGCCAUUGUUAUAAUGUGAUUAUAGACACACCCCACAUGACCUGACAAAACACAAUCCAAAUCCAGCCCCAGGCAACCUCCUCACCCGCCACGCCUCUCCCAUAGACAGAGCUCUUUACCACCAGUACUUGGGCUUCUGCCGCCUGGUAUUCCUUAUCAGCUUGGUUCAGAGUAUCAAUGAUGUGGGUGUACGCAUCUAUGCGUGAUGUAUGUGCUGCUUGGCUUCAGCUACCAUACCUCUUAUCUUCUUCUCCAGCACCUCCAACCCCUGUAUUAGUUCAUCGCUGCCCACAUGCCAUGAAGGAUCCCAGGUCAGGUUGCCCUGGAGGGGCAGAGUAUGGUAGAGCAGCCUUCACCCACCAUGAGCACGGCCCGCCGUGGUACCUCCAGGCAUAUCGAGGGCGCAGCUGAGUAGCAGACCUGUCUGUUGAUCUCUAUCAUGUUAGUUGCUGCAAUACACCAAACAGUUUCAUUCAUUUGUAGCAGUUCUGUAUGCCAAGGCUGAUCGGUCACAGUGAGCUUGAAUCUCGUAAGACUAGACAUGGCAUUAGCAGAGCAGGUGCAGAGGAUUUCCCAGUCUGAGUGUGUGCAACAAUCUUGAGUAUACAAGAUACUAUCGGUGUCAGUGCUUGCAUAGGCUACCCCUACUAUCCUAGUCACAUGUCUUGCUCUAACAAUAGGUAGUGAGGUGACCAUCCUCGCCUUGUCAGAUUGUGGUAUACACAGAGGAACCAACAAAUCAAACUGGAUAGUGGACCCGGUCCAUGUCGGCCUGUAGUCCCUAUUAUUUCAAAUAACAAUCAAUGUACCCAUUCAGAUAACAAAUCUGACACUAUUCCUUGUAGUUUCAAUGCCAAUACUUGUCCCAUUCUCCACAACUCUCCUCCAAAUGGAAUCAUCUCUGGAAUCAUUUUUAGCAGGCUAAUCAAAUUUUGACUUAAACAGUUGGUUAUCUCUAAAGAGGUUGUUAUUGAAUUGGCCAAGUCCCUCAUAUUGUCCACAAUCAGACUGCUAGCAUGGUUCGUGUCUAUACCCCCUCGGGUGGCUGAAAUUUGAGCAUUGGAGAAUCGGAAUUCCAUUCCAUCCCUUAGUUGGCUUGGUUGGAAAUUACCUGCGCCAAAUCACCCAGCUAUGUCAUCUAAAUCACUUAUUUUAUUUAUAACUAAUUGACCUCCUCUUUGGAUCAAAAGUUGUGUUAGUUUUUUAGCUAAUACCUGACCUUUCUUGCCACUUAAUUUAUCCAGUGCUUCAAAUGGCACGUUCACUUUUACUUUAUAGGUAUGAAACACUAAUGACAUGAGCACCGGGAGGGCAAAGUCCUAUUCCCAGCAGACCAGGUUCUGGGACUGGGUGCUGCUGUGGACAGGUCACACAGUCUGGCGGCUCAGGUUUUUUUCUAAUUACCCAUUUUAUCAAAUCGGGGGUAGAGCAUUCGAGGGCGGAGUACUGUUGCGUCCUCUUCCUCCAGUUGUGCUACUCUUAAGGGUAUUCCCCAACAGCUGUUCGCUAGACUAACCUCGAUUGGUACCCUGUCUGUGUAAUUUUGGCAUAUUUCGCUUGUCUCGGCACCCUGCCCUAACCCCAUGUAUUUCCAUCUAAACACCAGUACUACCGACUGUGCUGGAAGAAAACACCAUCUAAAAGCUUGUAUUCUCUGUAUGACUUAGCUGAGAUCUCCUUAUUGACUUCGGCCAUCGUCAUUCUCUCUAAAUUACUGUCAAUUGAAUCAGGCUUCCAGUUGUCACGUGCAAUGAGGUCGGGAUUGUCAGGUCGACACUGCCAGCCACUCGUGUUCCCGGGCAAUUACGGACUUAACUCAUGGACAAUCAUCUACAUACAAUAUAGCCCCGUCCUCAUGACUGCCACUUACUCUCAAAACACAAUUGAUGCUCUGGCUCUUGAACAUGGCCCAUAAACAAUUACGGUCAUAUGGUACCCCUUGCCUUCCCUUGAACCCCACACUUACAUCUCUGUUCCUUCUUAAUUCAAAACUUAUCAAACGGAUACAGGGUAUGUCAAAGAAGGUUGUGAAUCUAUUGAAGUGGUAAAAUUAAAAUACUCACCUCAGUUUGGACAUUGGUUUCACCACUCUUUAGAUCGCACUGCUGUAUCCUAUCCUCGUCGCCAACUGAAGGAAUAAAUCUCGAAGAUCGUCUUUGGGUUUAUUCAAGCAGAUAAGUCUUUCUUUAUUACACACUGCAGUAUGGAGUCUACAUCUGCUUGCUAGGCUCAAUAGACUGAAGAAAAAGCAGAAGACAUAAGCAUUUAUACUAAGCCCCAUAGGAGGAGUGAAGUGACGGGGUGGGAGUUCCCAAGCACCUGGAUAGGUUCUAGCAGCAAGACAACAUGAGCACACAAGCCAAUAAACUACAGGUUACAAUGGGGCACCUCCCAGGGGCAAAACAAUAAGACAGUGACAGGUGAUAGACAAAGGUUCGAGUUGUUCAGGUCUGGAAUUCUUCCAUCAACUAAGGAGCCAGCCUUAGAUCAUCCUUCUAUCCUCCAUAUGCCAUCUGUGUCCUUGUACCAAGCAUUGCACCAGGAAGGGAAGGAACACCUUAUACCCUGGUACCAGUGGGAGAGACGCCACCUGCAAGAGACCCAGACAUUCCAGAAGGAAAGAGGCCCCAUGCUGCUGAGGACAGCAUAGAAAGAUUCACUGAAGGCCGUUACUAUGCCAACGGCAAACUUCUAAGGAGAAAGUUUGAGAAUGACAUGAGAUAGUUUAAGAAUUUUAGGAAUAAUAAGAAUUUAACCUUUCAAACAGAAUAAACAAAAACUUUCCUUGUGGAAGUGAAACCUUCACGCAGGAGUGACUGUUUGUUAAUUCAUUGUCCGUCAUGCAUUUUGUCUCAUUCAACCCGGGUCAAAUCAGGUCAACCCUUAUCCUGAGGUGGGUCCCUGGGAUCCAGGAUAACCUGGAUAUGACCCAGGUAUGUGGUUUCACACAACGCAGGAUUGUGACCUGGGUAGCCAGAACCCAGGUCUGAACCCGGUUAGAAGUGCCAGUGUGAAAGGGGCUAGGUAUUGCUUUGACUACCAGGGGCAUGCAGCCUGCUUUUACAUAUAUCUGACAUUAAAAUGGUUCAUGUUAAUGAAUCUCACUUAUGAAUGGCAGGUAAUGUUAACAUUUAAAAAACAUGUUUGUAAAUGAAUAAUAAAUAAAUAAACAAUCUUAAUAAUCUAUUUUCACCAUUGGUUCUACAUUUUCAAUAUCAAUAAGAACUGAUGUGUAUUUAAUAAUCUAAACAUUGGGGAGUCUAAAAUAAUGCUGUUUCUAAACUUGUAAACCACAUUCUAACAUGGAACUCUUUCAUUCAAUUAGAGCAUGUUAAUAAAUGGGUCAAUAAACCCCCCCUGGGGAUGUCAGCAGGAUUAACAUAGUAUUACAGACCUGACCUCUGUUUAGAUCAUUAAAAUAGACCUUGCAUGUGAAAAGCUGAGUCCUCUGUUUAAAAAAAAAAACAUGUUUGUGAGGCACUGAGGGAAAAGAAAACCUACACAAACACUGCUGAGAGGUGUAAACUGGGGGUUCCAUUUGUGUACUAUUAAGUAUAACAGGACAAUAAAUUGUAUUAGGUAUGAUUUGGAAACAUGGCAAAGAUGGUCCUUCUACUAAUUUCAGUAACCUGCUGCUGUCCGGGACAUAUCUGUACACUACAAUAGUUGGAAUUAGCUCAUUAGCUAUAACAUGCUGAAUCAGCUGUAACAGUUGCAGAGCCAGUCUCAACAGAUGUUGUCACAACUGUAACUUAAGUUUUUUAAUAAAUAAUUAUGUGUGCAUGCAUUAUUUAAAUUCUAAUAAAUAAUAUGCCAAAUCAUCA